Molecule: messenger RNA, 2500 nt
Organism: Hordeum vulgare subsp. vulgare (domesticated barley)
Lineage: Eukaryota; Viridiplantae; Streptophyta; Magnoliopsida; Poales; Poaceae
Product: exocyst complex component EXO70H1-like
Exons: 2
Coding region: 119-1645 (508 amino acids)
Biological process (GO): exocytosis
Cellular component (GO): exocyst
Molecular function (GO): phosphatidylinositol-4,5-bisphosphate binding
Source: RefSeq, a predicted model, not a curated record
AGUGCCGAUUCUUAUCCUCAGCUCCCGGGACAACACUUCACACACCUUUCUCCCCUUCCAAUCUCAGCGAUACGGCCGAGCUCGACCAACGGCGUCCACACAUCCAGCAAGUAGCAGGAUGGCGGGGCGGCUUGCUGCCGUGCCGGAGUUGACCACCGCGGGCUUCACUACUCCGUCCCCGCCGCUCAGCGUCUACCGUGAGUCGAUUCGAAGCGUCGCCGUGUCCGGAGGGAAAAUUACAGCGACUGUCUUCUCCCACUCCGGUAAUACCGAACACAGCCGCUCGGGCGACUCCGGUUCCGGUGCCUCUGGUUCUUACCCGUCCAACAACUCCGGCUCCGGCUCCUCCUCUGGUUCGGUCCACGCUGCCGCGGCAGACUACGGUGCUCACGAGCUCACGAAGAUCGCCCGCCGAAUGGUCAGCGACGGGUACACCCAGCGCAUGGUCAGUGCAUUCGAGUACGGCAGUGGCUCGGACCGUGCGCUAGAGGCUUGGUUCUUCGAGCUCGACGUGGACUGGGUUCUCCAACUCCCCGACGGCGAUGGCUCAUGGCGGCAGUUCCAGAUCCAAGACUUGGUCAAGAGGUGGAUUCGAGCAUUCAUCACAAUCGUCGCCAGUAUCAAGGAGGUGGCCAUCAACGUCCACGAGGCGACGGCGGUCGCACAGUUCGGCAAGGCGAGCAUCGCCAAGAUGUUCGUCUUCAUCGACGCCAUCACCUUUGCAAGUAAGGAGGAGAAGCUACGCGCUGUGCUGGACAUGUAUAUAUGCGUCUCGAGUGCAGAACAGAUGUUUUCGCCGGAAGUCCAAGUCAAAUUCAUGGGCUUGAGCAAGAAAAUAUUCAUGGACAUAGGCGGCUCGUUGCCCAGAGAAGUGAAGAGGUUGAGCAAGGCCAUAUACAGCACGGUAAUGGAGGUGAGGGCGUUCGUGGAGGAGGACGACUCGUGGGCCAUCGAGAUUCCAAGAGGGAGAGGCGACAUCCACAGGAACACAUGGUUGAUGGUGAAUUGCAUCAAGUCCAUGCAAGAUAAAGCACGGCACCACGAAACCGAAUACCUCCGUGGCCUAAUAGCUGAUUCCGUCCGUUAUCUCAAGGACCUGCUCUUGAGAAAGUCGGAGCAAUGCUCCGACCAAAGCCUGAGGUACCUGUUCCUGCUCAACAAUUCCUAUUUGGUGGCAAUGAUGGUUGAGCCAUGGUCGCUCAUGGUUGAGUCAUGGUCUAGAGACGAAUGGAGACCUGCCCCCGAAUGCCUGAAGUACAUGAAUGAAUAUCUCCAUGUUUCUUGGGGGCAUGUGCAGUCCCACAUACCGAAAAUGGCCUUCAUGGAUGGCUACCUUGACGGUUCUCGACGUCGGCUACAUAUGUUGUUCUGCAUGCUUGCGCCGCUCCAGCAUCGGAAGAACACCGCUUCACUGGCUAAAUUCGAGUCAGCGUUUCACAAAACUUACGAGGCCCAGAAGUUCUGGAAGGUGCCGAAUCCUCAGCUCAGGGAUGAGCUGCGGAGAACAAUCAUAGAGAGGGUCGUGUCAGGUUACCGCUGUUACCUGGAGAAGCAUCCGAAGCUAGAGAAACAGGUGAGGGGCGGAAGCGGAAGCAGCAGUCCCGACGUGUUCGAGGAAAUGCUGGGAGAGCUAUUUGAAGGAUAAAUUAAAAGCACCAGGUACCGCAUCAAGUGGUUGCCCGCUAUUAAUAUCCGUGGGUAUGUUUUUGUCUGAUUUCCUGAUUUUUGGGCGUUGUGGCUUGCUGGUCCUCGAUGCCGAUGGAGCUGAAGAUGGAAUUCAGAUCGGAAGAAAUCUUUAGCUGGUCCUGGUCGGCGAUGACCGCGGCGACGCCUGAAGACGCCGUUUCCUCUUCAUGGAGAUGUUCGUCGGAUCUGUCUAUACCUUCACCAUGCCCUUUUAUCUCCCAGGUGAAAGACCAAACUAUGGUGGGCGGCGACGGCGUCUUUAAUUUGGCGUCGUUCCUUUUCUAAAGGCGUCGCCUUUGGAGUUAUGUGACUAGUGGACACCAUUCGAUUGACGUUGAAGACGACCUGGAUCAGGAGGUGGUGUGGCAUGACAUCUACCACGUCAAUGACGGCGAGUCCUAACGGCGUGGUGCAACAGAGUCUCGGCAUCAGAUGCGUUUUGAUGGACGUGUAUAGGAAAGUGGCAUUAUUAUCUAGCGCCAUCGUGGCGUCAACGGCAAGCCUGGCAUGGUCGAUGCGGCAUUACCUGCUCUGAAAAAUGGGUCAAUGGAAGACCGCAACGGCGGAUUCUGAGAGUGUGUCGGACCGGUGUGUGCCCCUGACCCGACAGGCGGUUUGGUGGGGUCUCCGGCUUUAGAAGUUAUGCUUUGGUACGAGAUAUGUUUGGUAUUUGGUUUGGACUAUUGGCACCCCUUCAUAACUGGAUACGAGUACGAUAGAUGUUGUUAAAAUGGUAGCUUCGAACUGACUGAUGUAAUACUUUAUAAGGUCUUUGUAAAUAAUUAAUAAAAUGGUUGCAUGCAUCAUCUAGAUA